AUGAAGAGUCGACAAGACAAGGAUAAAUGGUCCGACAUCUCGGACAGCAACAUGUCCCUCCCCUGUUGUCACACCAACUCUCAAAUCAAGAUCCCCAGCACUGUGGAGGUGGCCGAGCCAUCGGCGCCGUACCUGAUUCUUAAUGAAAAGUAUGGACUUUUGCCAUUUGAUCACCAAUGACUACAUGAUUACGGCUUUAUAUUAUGUGUUGACUAAUUUUAUGUUAUUUUAGAACUCGUCGGCGAAUGUGCCCAAAGAUCUCCAAGAACCUAGAUGAUACCCUCCUCUCAGUCGGAGAGCCCCUUCGCAAUCGUUGGCUGAUUAAAGGACUGAUCGGAUCUGGGGGAUAUGGGCAGAUCUACUUUGCACAUGAUCAGAGAUCCAAGGAGAAUGUCGCCAUUAAAGCGGAGCCCACUAGGAGAAGAGGGAGGGUGGUCAGAAGGAUGAUUUUGGAACAGAAAGUCCUGGUCCGGCUUCAAGGACAACCUCAUGCACCCAUUAUUUUUGGGUCUGGAUGUGAGAAGCAAGUCAAUUUUAUUGUAAUGCAGCUGUUAUCCACGAAUUUGGGAGAUCUGAGGAAGCAAUGCCCACUGAAGAGACUUUCCAAAUCGACGGCGGGAAGGGUUAUGAUGCAGGCAAGAGCAAGACUUUCUUUCGUCUUAAAGUUCACCAUAAUUUUUUCUAAAUUUUUUUCGAGUUUUAGGAUGAUUUCUUGUGAUGUGAUGACGUCAUUUCUGAUUUAAUGAAGUUUCUUUUUUCAGGCGAUUGCUGCUCUCCGAGAUCUCCACAAUAUCGGGUACAUCCACCGAGACAUCAAGCCGGCCAAUAUUUGUUUCGGAAUCACCGAACAAUCUCGGCAACGUCUCCUCCUUGUCGAUUUUGGCCUCGUUCGUCGCUUCAGAAAUACGGAUGGCCAACUUCGGCCCAGAAGAGAUCGGACGGGCUUCAGAGGGACUUUAAGAUAUGUGUCGAUCAGAGUCCACAAAAGAGAAGAACAAGGGCCGUCCGAUGAUCUGAUGGCUCUUUACUUCUCUCUUCUCGAGAUUAUCCGAGGGGAUUUACCGUGGAAGGAUCUGCAGCGUCAAGCACACAUCAAAAUGGCCAAGGAGCAUUUGGCAAACGAUGACUUUUUGAAGAUUUCGGAGGGAUUUGGAGAGGCGUUGAGAGAGUUUGGAAAGGCUGUGUAUGCCAUGGAAGUUGAUGACACUCCAAAUUAUAGUGCACUGCAGGUAAGACUGUCUUAAUUUAUAAUGUUAUCAAAAGAUAUUUAUUAUAUUAUACUUGAGACCUUUAGGAGAUAAUGAAAGAAUUUUCUGGGAAUGUCCCAAUGACCGACCCCUAUGACUGGGAGAGUGAGUAUGUAGAGGUGGUCAACGAAGAAUACAUCAAUAGAAUGCUCAAACUCAUCUUUUGA
Bursaphelenchus xylophilus (pine wood nematode) is the source of this 1414-nucleotide messenger RNA. The record is from the annotation of a GenBank genome assembly. Lineage: Eukaryota; Metazoa; Nematoda; Chromadorea; Rhabditida; Aphelenchoididae.